Molecule: messenger RNA, 2909 nt
Organism: Sus scrofa (pig)
Lineage: Eukaryota; Metazoa; Chordata; Mammalia; Artiodactyla; Suidae
Source: RefSeq, a predicted model, not a curated record
CUCAGCUGUGGGAGCUUGGCCUUUGCCUGCUCCAGCCACACGGCUCUCACCUCUGUGGGUGGUGUGACCCAAGACUGGUUAUGUUAUGUCAGAGCCAAAAGUCAUGUGUUCAGCAGGGGUGGGUCUGACCAUGUAGGUGGAAGGGCAUCCUUUUCUGUCCAACAGAUUGGGCCCCAUGGUACCUGUGGCCAUGUGGUGUCUCAAGACUUCUUCAAGGUUUUACUAUGAGCCAGACUUUGCUGCGACUGCUGUUUUGAACCUGAACCUCUUGAAGGAUUGACCCCGAGUGCUAGAAUUCUUCAGUCUAUGUGCCUCUGGGCCUGCCUGUUGCCCUGUGGAUGCAUUCUAGGCAUGCCUAUCAGUGUCCUGGCAAACCUACAGCCUCCUUAUACAGAUCUAGCCUUACCAGGCUCCCCAUCCCAGGGCUAUGAGCUAAUGAAAUAGAGCAGGCUGGAGGUCACUGGGCUUGAGGUCAGUUAGUGGGACAGCCAGCAGCCUUAUAGCCACAGAAGUGGUAAAGAGGCAAGGAAGGAGUACCAGAAAGGGGCAUUGCCCUGGGUGAGGCUCAGAAGUGCAGGAGGUGGAAAAGGGGUGCCUCAGGAGCCCACUGUUAGUAAUUGUUCCCCCUGUGAAUGAUUAACUCUCAGCGCGAUCUGGAGGAGGGCUCAGCCAACAGGACCUUUGGACUUGGGGCAGUGUCCAGAGGGCUGGCGUGUGACCUGCCGAAGAGGAGGACAUGGUUGGGUGGCAGGCCUGGGCUCUGAAGACUGGUGCGCCAUCAGGCCGCUGAAGGCCUUAGGAAGUCCCCUUGGACUGGCAGAUGGCCCAUUCUUGAAGCAGCAGCUGUGGGGUCCGCUGGGUCUGAGCCCUCAGAGCUGUGGCUGGUGGCAGCCUCCUGUCUCUGGCCUUGCAGCGGUCUCACUAGUGCUUUCUUUCCCCUAGGCAGCCAUGGGUUCCAGGUGGUGCUGAAAGCAGGAGCAGUGGGGCAUGGCUAUAGCCCUGCAAGUCCUGCGUCACUUCGCCCGGGCCCCCUCGCGCCCACUCCUCUGGGGGUGCCCAUUGACCCGGCUGGCCAGUGGCAUGGCCCUGGAAGAGCAGGCACGGCAAAUAUUUGAGAGCACUGUGGGUGCCAUGCUGCCAGGUCCCAUGCUGCAGCGGGCACUGUCCUUGGAUCCUGACAGUGGGCAGCUGAAAGUGCGGGACCGGAGCUUUCAGCUGCGGCAGAACCUCUACCUGGUGGGCUUUGGCAAGGCUGUGCUGGGCAUGGCAGCUGCAGCUGAGGAGCUACUAGGCCAACAUCUCGUGCAGGGAGUGAUCAGCGUGCCCAGGGGGAUCCGUGCUGCCAUGGAGCAUGCUGGCAAACAAGAGAUGCUGCUGAAGCCCCAUAGCCGUGUCCAGGUAUUCGAGGGUGCGGAGGACAACCUCCCGGACCGGGAUGCACUGCGGGCCGCGCUGGCCAUCCGACAGCUGGCCGAAGGCCUCACAGCUGAUGACCUGCUGCUUGUACUCAUCUCAGGUGGGGGAUCGGCGCUGCUGCCCGCCCCCAUCCCGCCUGUCACACUGGAGGAGAAGCAGAAGCUAACCAAGCUGCUGGCAGCCCGUGGAGCCAACAUCCAGGAGCUGAACACCAUCCGGAAGGCCUUGUCCCAGCUCAAGGGUGGGGGGCUGGCUCAGGCUGCCUACCCUGCUCAGGUGGUGAGCCUGAUUCUGUCCGAUGUGGUGGGAGACCCUGUGGAGGUGAUUGCCAGCGGCCCCACUGUGGCCAGCGUCCACAGUGUGCAAGAUUGCCUGCACAUCCUCAAUCGUUAUGGCCUUCGUGCUGCUCUGCCACGUUCUGUGAAAACUGUGCUGGCUCGGGCUGACUCUGACCCCCAUGGACCACAUGCCUGUGGUCAUGUCCUCAAUGUGAUCAUUGGCUCCAAUGCACUGGCACUGGCUGAAGCUCAGAAGCAGGCUGAGGCACUGGGUUAUAAGGCUGUGGUGCUGAGCACAGCCAUACAGGGUGAUGUGAAAAAUGUGGCCCAGUUCUAUGGGCUGCUGGCCCGAGUGGCUGGAGCCUGCCUCACCAUGCCUGCGGCUGGAACCUCUGUAGAGGAGGAUAAACAACUCUAUGAACUGGCGGCCCAGCUCCAGCUCCCAGAUUUGCAGCUGAAGGAGGCCCUGGAAGCUGUGGUGGGAGCUCAGGGGCCAGUUUGCUUGCUGGCUGGUGGCGAGCCCACAGUGCAGUUGCAGGGCUCAGGCAAGGGUGGCCGGAACCAGGAACUGGCCCUGCGUGUUGGAGUGGAGCUGGGACAGUGGCCAUUAGAGCCUAUUGAUGUGCUGUUUUUGAGUGGUGGCACUGAUGGGCAGGAUGGGCCCACAGAGGCAGCUGGGGCCUGGGUUAGGCCUGAGCUUGCCAGACAGGCCGUUGCCGAGGGUCUGGAUGUGGCUGCCUUCCUGGCCCACAAUGACUCAUAUACCUUCUUCUGCCGCUUCCAGGGUGGGGCACAUCUGCUGCACACGGGGCUGACGGGCACUAAUGUCAUGGAUACCCACCUCCUGUUCCUGCGGCCUCGGUGAGGCAUAGGUCACAUUUUAGGAACCUACAGGAGGUCUGCGGGGCGGCAUCCUAGAGCAGACCAGGGUUUGUCCCCAGGGCCUCACCAAGCUUUACAGCCUCUCUUCACCUUGGUGCUGGCUGCUUGGUUGCCCUCACCUCCCAGACCCAGGGCCUGUGUGUCUUAUUUCCCAACCAGAAGGCAGAUGGGGACUCUCGUCCACUCCUACUUUCAGCCAUGGCAGCAGGUAUCCCUGAGGACCAAGCCCUGGGCCAGUUUGCUGUUCCCAGUCUUCUCCCCCAGGCAGCCCCCUGCUCAGCUCCUGCCCCCGUUUCUUCUGUGGUGUGAAGCAAGGAGGACUGAAAAUAAAAA